AAACUUUUCUGUCACUCAGAGUCUUUCCUUCCUUCCUUCUUGUUUCUCCUAUAGUAAGCUCUCCAGGGCAUAUCAGAAUACUUCGAACUAUCAGAUUCGACCCCACUCUUUCUCCUUCAAAAGACACUGAGGACAAAGACUAACAAAGGUAAACAAAUUAUGCGCAAGGACAGAAAGGAUAUUGCUUCAAUGGUUUCCCUAUGGGUUUGUAGCUAUGCUUAGAUCCAAGAAAGGCAGAUCCCUAACACUGUGCAAGACCUAUACAGUGUAUUUCAGCUCUGCUACCAAACGACUUGGGGAGCAAGUAAAAGCCUUACGAGCAUGAACUUAACAUCGCAGUUGUGAUUCCGUGCAAUCCAAGCUGCACAGCUCGGUGUGUGCUCUUCUUUCUGGAAGAAGUUAUGCAGAGGAAGUUGUUGUAACCAUUAGACAGAUCCUUCCAAUUCCCGCUGGUAUCUCUCCAAAAGAUGCAGCUGCUUUCUCCGAAGUGGCACGCACUGUCUGGUCGACUGUCUUCACGAUGGGUCGUCUCUCCCCUGGUGAAUUGUUCGUGGUGUUCACUUCUUCCUGUUGCUAUAAUAGUACUAUGUAUAUUCAGUAAGAUGUCAUGGUUCAUGGGGGUUCAAGUGGGAUUGGGACGUUUGCAAUUUCAUAUGGCUAAACAUCAGGGAGUGAGAGUAUUUGUCACGGCAGAAAUAAAACUAAGUAGUCUACUUCCAAAGCGUCUCACUGUAUUAGUUUCUAAAGGAGCUGAGUUAAGACCAAGAACAAAGCGGUUGUUGUACGCGGAAGUCGAGAAGACUGUUUGGCCAGCGAUAGGAGCGGGGAAGGUAAAACCAAAGUUGAUACAAGUAUUUACCGUUGUCACAAGCAGCAGAAGCUCAUAGCCUUAUGGAGAGUAGUAAUCAUAGGUCAGAUUCUACUUGUGACUUGAUUCCUCUGAAAAGUGAUACAUGUGCAGAGACAAGAAUCAUGUUGGAUAAAUAAAUAAAAGUCUGGUAUAUCAUGCUCAUUGUUGUUCAGGAGAGCUUUAUGUAUCUCUGUUUUAGAGAAAAGGAAAAUAUGUAACUAUUGAACAAUAUGAUUCAUCAGAUAAGCUGUCUACAAGUCUCUCUUUAC
Raphanus sativus (radish) is the source of this 1119-nucleotide messenger RNA. RefSeq lists its product as uncharacterized. Lineage: Eukaryota; Viridiplantae; Streptophyta; Magnoliopsida; Brassicales; Brassicaceae. The transcript is spliced from 5 exons. The coding region runs from base 468 to 887 and encodes 139 amino acids. The record is from RefSeq and is a predicted model, not a curated record.